UCAAUCUUUCCGCCCACAAUCCCUCCGCCCAAACCGGAGCAAAACGGGAUCAAGUCCGCCGCGCAUGGCGGUUGGUUCUGCUGUUAGCGAGUAACUGCUGUCCCUCUACCAUCGUCUCCACUGACACCCGAUGAGAACCCUAAUUUCUCCGAACCCAACCCAACUCAAUCAUCUGCUGGUUCCCCAUUUCUCAUCAUCAUCAUCACUCGUCCGUUCUCUAUCCAAUCCUCAUCGGAGAAACCGCAGGUUCAUCCACACUCCUGAUCCAAAAUGGCUUCGCAAUGCGACCCUCAUGGCGUUGCUCUCGACCAGAACCUCAGCUGCUUCCGGGUCGGCGAGCUAUGGCGGGUGGGAAGACUUCGGGCCCAUCGACGACUCCGUCCGCCCCGGUGAGUCCACCCAGUUGCGGAAAUUCUUGGUCUCUGUAGGACUCGAUGAUCAGAGGCACGUGUUUAUGUUCGCCUUGGGGCUUGUCUGUGCGCUGGCCAUUUCUAGAGUAAGGGUUUCUUCUCUAGUCAUAUUCCCCGCUUGCGUCUCGGUUUUUGUGGUCGGGUUCUCGCUUGGUUUGGUUCGUGGCGGAAUUGUCGCUGAGGCGGGUGGGAGUAAGAGGCGAUUGAAAGAGGACGUGGUUAAGGUUUACGGCGAGAAGUGGCGGAAAUUCGUGGAUUUUUUGGAUGAAUUAGAUGUUAGAGUUAACCAUUUAACGAGUGGUGUUAAGAAUUCUAUGGAGCGUAAGAGAGUUGGAUUAGAUGAUUUGGAAAGUUACGUUCGAGAACUUGAGACAAUCAGUUCUUCGGCUUCGAAUGUUAGAGAUUACUUUCGUGGCUCUCUAGCUAAUGUUGGGAACUCCAGCGACUCGUUAACUGAGAAUGAGAAGUCAAACAAGAAAAGGAAAGACCAUGGGGAAUUCGGGUUUCCAUUGUUGGAAUCCAUGGGGGGCCUAUUCAGGGACAGUUUGGGUGGUCUAAAGCCUAACAAAGUGAAAGAUAGUAUUAAAGAAGAGAACUUGGGGAGUGUGGCGAAGGAUUAUGCUAUUGAAGGUGCUCCAAAAAUGGCAUCUGAAGUUAAUUCUGGUAAUAAAAGUUCCGGUUCAUACCAAGAUGUGGUAAAUAGGCCAAAAUUUUAUCAUGGUGGAAGAAGAACAAGAGAGGUUAUGGAAAAUGGAAGUAUGAGUUUGGAUGAAGAGGGUGAGAGUGCCAGAAAUUAUAUCAACAACAUGAGGAGGUUAAAUUACCACACAGACAGAUUUCAUUCCUCAAAUAGUCAAUAUGUGUACUCGAAGGGAAGGCACAGUUAUGAAUCUCAAACACACAAACCCCAUGAGAACCAGCUCGAUUUUGUGGAUUUUGACAUGAAGACAAAACAUGCGGAAACUGAGGCUUCCUUUGUGGAAGACCAGUUGCUUCAGGAAUCUGAGAGGUAUUAUGCAUCUCGCCGAAGCAGCGAAAGGAGGAAGGUGGAAACUUACCAAUCUCAAGUGAGAAAGGAAAAUAUGAAUUCCCAAGAAGAUCUUUUGUUUGUUGAUCACCGGUCUGAACUUGAGGGAGAUGUUAGUUCGAUAUCCUCUCCAAAUAUUUUAGAUGACAUGGAGUUUGAUAGGUAUCUAACAGAAGCAAAUAACCGUCUAAAGCAAGCCAAGGAGUUGGUGAGGCGACGACAUGAUGAAGAGCAUGCAGAGGCCAUCCUAUAUGAGUCUGCGGAAUUGCUCUCUAGAGCGAUAGCCAUGAAACCGAUGAGCUUGUUGGCCGUGGGUCAGUUGGGCAACACCUAUCUACUCCAUGGAGAACUUAAAUUGAGAAUUAGUCGUGAUCUGAGAACUUUAUUAACAAGCAGUGAGUCAUACUUUGAGAGACGAGUUAGAAUUGGAGACAGUGGUGGCCACCAUUCCAGCAAAGAUAAAGUUGCUUCUGUGCUUGUUCAGGUGUGUGAGGAGUGUGAGGAACUUCUAGUAGAAGCUGGCAGAAAGUAUAGGCUUGUAUUGUCAAUUGAUGGGAAUGAUGUUAGAGCCUUGUACAACUGGGGUCUUGCUUUAUCCUUCCGUGCACAGUUAAUUGCAGACAUAGGACCAGAAGCAGCUUUUGACGCAGACAAAGUGUUUAUGGCUGCAAUAGAUAAAUUUGAUGCAAUGAUGUCUAAAGGAAAUGUAUAUGCUCCAGAUGCUUUGUUCAGAUGGGGUGUGAUAUUGCAACAAAGAUCUCGCUUACGGCUGAGAAACAGCAGGGAGAAAGUGAAGUUGCUUGAGCAGGCAAAGAGACUAUAUGAAGAUGCACUCAAUAUGGACUCUGACAAUUCUCGUGUAAGGGAGGCCUUAUCCGCAUGCAUGCUUGAGCUGGACUAUAAGCACUCGUAGUAGCAUUUACUGCCGAAACUCUCAGGAAUCAUUAUGUUUUCCCUUCUGUAAGCUCUAUGCAUUGGGCCUAGAAUUUUGUCUCUCCAAUAAUUAUCCGAUAACCGUGCUUUAGGCGGGGCACUCUUUCAAGCAUCGCGUAUCUGUGUAAGUGGUUAAUAAAUGGGGAAAUAAGGAGGAGGGCAAUUGAAGCGAAGCCAAAUAAUCACAAUAAGAUGACACUGUUUCUGUUUUGUGCUCGACCGACUUGGUGUCAGUAAGAUUAUACAUGUAUUAAAAUCCAUUGCUGACUUGGGGUUACUCUUAAGUGUGUGGCAGGAGUCAGUUGAAUCUUGAAGUUUCAACUCCAUUCUUUCAUGGCUCUUCUAUUUGUUCAUUUAGCAAGCA
Messenger RNA from Rhodamnia argentea, 2734 nucleotides. RefSeq lists its product as uncharacterized. Bases 131 to 2350 code for a protein of 739 amino acids. Gene Ontology annotation, molecular function: protein binding. The record is from RefSeq and is a predicted model, not a curated record. Lineage: Eukaryota; Viridiplantae; Streptophyta; Magnoliopsida; Myrtales; Myrtaceae. The transcript is spliced from 3 exons.